AAAGAGAGAGAAAAGGUUGCUUUGUUGUCGCGGUUCCCCAAACCCUGAGAAAGUCUCGAGAGUGAAGAAAGGAACUGCUGCUGGUCAUCUCCUCUCGAAGAUCUCCCUCUCUAAUCUCAUAUUACAUAGCUUUUGGAUCGGAGGAGAUCAAGAGAGCAGCAAGAUCAAAAUCGAGAUCGUGAGAGGAAGAUGGGGAGGCUCUUUCUCGUGAAUCUGGAGGGCAAGAUGUAUAGCUGCAAGCACUGCUCCACCCAUCUCGCUCUACCUGAAGACAUCAUUUCUAGGUCCUUCCAUUGCAAGCAUGGGAAGGCUUAUCUCUUCAAUAAGGUCGUGAACGUGACAGUUGGAGCAAAAGAGGACAGGAUGAUGAUGACCGGGUUGCACACUGUUGUUGACAUAUUCUGUGUUGGGUGUGGAUCCAUUCUUGGAUGGAAAUAUGAGGCUGCUCAUGAGAAGAACCAGAAAUACAAGGAAGGAAAAUUCAUUCUCGAGAGGUUUAAGGUGGCUGGUCCAAAUGGGAACUAUUACUGGACGAGCACUGAUGCUCAUGUGGCUGGAAGUGAUCCUGAUGAUGCUUAAUUUCAUUUAGGAUGUUGCAUAGUUGUACAUUCUCUUUUCUGUUUGUUGGCUGCGCUUUGACUGUCAGAAAUACUCUGUGACCAAUUGCUCAGCACAUAAUUGGCAGAGACAUUGACUAGGUUAAAUAAAGCGCUAUCAUGCUUUCUUCAUCAA
This is a messenger RNA of Dioscorea cayenensis subsp. rotundata (Guinea yam), 732 nucleotides long. Its product is annotated as protein yippee-like. Bases 190 to 579 code for a protein of 129 amino acids. The record is from RefSeq and is a predicted model, not a curated record. The transcript is spliced from 5 exons. Gene Ontology annotation, cellular component: ubiquitin ligase complex. Lineage: Eukaryota; Viridiplantae; Streptophyta; Magnoliopsida; Dioscoreales; Dioscoreaceae.